Messenger RNA from Onychostoma macrolepis, 3568 nucleotides. RefSeq names its product EGF containing fibulin extracellular matrix protein 1 (gene efemp1). The transcript is spliced from 12 exons. Bases 355 to 1740 code for a protein of 461 amino acids. The record is from RefSeq and is a predicted model, not a curated record. Gene Ontology annotation, molecular function: calcium ion binding. NCBI's taxonomy places the organism in Eukaryota, Metazoa, Chordata, Actinopteri, Cypriniformes, Cyprinidae.
CUGUGCUUCAUGUCCUGUUUGCAUGUCCAAAUGAUCAGCCCGUUCAUUCACUCACUGCAAAGUCUCAUUAGCUGAGCUGCGUUUCCUGUGUUUCCAGCACAAUGCCUGGCAUCAGUGACUUGAUUAAACAGCCUGUGGGGGGAGCCACAUCCUGCCCUUCCUCGAGCCCACAAAACAAACACAUCAAACUCCUGCAGCGGGAAACAACCUGUUCACCGCUCCCACAUUCCUGCAGCGAUGGUGACGUCAUGAAGAGUUCCUCAAACAUCUCUGACAUUCCGCUUCAGACAUCAAACCCUCAUCAUCCACAGGACUGAGCUCCAAACUCCCGACGCUUCUUACAGCAGAACCAUCAUGAUGUUGGAAAUCUACCUGGUAAUGACAGUUGCUGCCAGUGCUGUUUCUCAAGAGGCAGAAGAGCCUGUAUCAUAUACGCAGUGCACAGAAGGCUAUGAAUAUGAUCCUAUUAAAGAGGUAUGCACAGAUAUUGAUGAGUGCGCCCUUGUCUCUGAUGCCUGCAAAGGAGGCAUGAAGUGCAUAAACCACUAUGGUGGCUACCUCUGCCUCCCUCAGAAUGCCCAGAUAUUUGUCACUAAUGGGGACGAAUCAUCCCAGCCCACAGACCCUGAUCCCCAAACCCCCCUUAACCCUCUGAACCCCACUAACCCACAGAACCCACAAACACGUACCCAGUCAAACCACAGAGGUGUAGCAGCUGGAGCCUCACAGUGCUUGCCAGGUUUUACACUGGAUGAGCAAAACUACUGCCAAGAUAUAGAUGAAUGUUCUCAAGGCCUACACACCUGCAAUGCAGACCAGAUCUGCUACAACACAAGAGGUUCCUACACUUGUCAGUGUCAUCCUGGAUACCAGAAACAUGGAGAACAGUGUGUGGAUAGAAAUGAGUGUAUGCUAUCACACUACUGCAUGCACAGAUGUGUGAACACUGCUGGCUCUUAUUACUGUGAGUGUAAAGAUGGCUACCAGCUCGCCAGCAACAACCACAGCUGUGUAGAUGUGAAUGAGUGUGAUCUGACUCAGCCAUGCCAACAUCAGUGUUUCAACCUCCUGGGCUCAUAUAUCUGUCAGUGUGAUCAGGGUUAUGAACUCGCGCCAGAUUCAGUCUCUUGUGUGGACAUCGAUGAGUGUGCAUUCUCCAGCUACAUGUGCCAGUAUGUGUGUAUUAACAGCCCGGGUGGAUAUUCCUGCGUCUGCCCAGAGGGAUAUCAGCUGCAGAGAACAAGAAUGUGUCAAGACAUCAAUGAGUGUGACACAGGCCACGAGUGUAGGGAAGAUGAGAUGUGCUGGAACUAUUACGGAGGUCAUCGCUGUUACCCUCAGAACCCGUGUCAGGAGCCUUACGUGCUGACGUCGGAAAACAGGUGUUCUUGCCAGUCUACCAGCCAGGGUGCGUGUCGAGGCCUGCCACAGUCUAUCGUUUACAAAUACAUGAGCAUUCAUUCAGAGCGCACCGUACCAGCCGAUAUCUUCCAGAUUCAAGCCACAAACAUCUUCUCCAGUGCACACUACACCUUCAGGAUUAAAGCUGGCAACGAUGGAGGAGAGUUCUUCCUUAGGCGGUUCAGCAGGGUUGGUGCGAUGCUGGUCUUGACCAAGUCCCUGGAGGGCCCACAGGAGCUGAUCGUUGAUCUGGAGAUGAUCACUCAACACACAGCAAUGAACUAUCGUUCAAGCUCUUUACUUCGGCUCACCAUCAUCGUGGGCCCCUACCCCUUCUAACAAUGCUGCUUCACACAUUUAUACACAUCCAGACUGCUUGCAUUGAAAUUACACGCAGCAAUGGUGAGAUGUUAUGAACUGUUCUAUUGUGUCUUUAUCUUGCAGUCAUCAUAAAAUAAGCUGACUCUUUUUCAGGGCUCCAGACUGCCACCAAAAUGGUUGCUAAUGUGACAAAAAAAAAAAACAUUUUAUGAUGAUAGUUUAAAAUCUAAACACUUUAUUGGUUUGUCAUAUUUCAUCAUUGCCUGAGGCCGAGUUGGAAGGGGGGUCAUGAGCAGGGCAGAUGGUGUAGAGAGGAUAUUUAGUUUGAUGGAUCUCCAUGAAUGGAUGCUUUUGAAUGAAUAUCUACUGUAAAUGAAGGACGGGUGAUUGUUAGUCACACACAGGUAAUACAGUACAUUUACAAAAAGUGUCAUCUAAUCAUAAGUUUAUUCACAUUUGCAAGUACAACUGAUUGCUUUCAGAGUUAGUCAGUUAAAAAACUGGGGGCACAAUAAGUUUGAGAACAAACAUCUCAGUUAGAUAGCCUUGGCAUUAUAAACUAAUGUGACGGGAGUAACACGACUGGUGCCAUGCUUCAGUAUAAAUGACACACUUUUCCUUUACUGAAAUAUAACCAUUACUAAAAAUUACCAGUGUUAUGUUGUGCAGCGGUUUCAUAUCAAAUAUAAAUUGGGAGUAUGUUAGAAUUACUUUAAUCAGAAAUUUGACAAAUCUCUCAAAUCUCAUCAAACUACUUCUCAGAAAAUUCACAUUUUUAAAUCCUCCAAAACUCAACCUCUUUUACUUCCAUUGUAAUCUUUCAAUUGUAAUCAAAAUUCAACAUUAUGCUAUUGCUUAAAUUUGCAAUUUCAAAUCUUGCCUAACUGACAGGCUUUUUUUUUUUUUUUUAAUCAGAAGCAUGCCAGUAAUAAUGGUGUGUUUGGUCUGUUUAGAGUGAAAUAACAUCAGAUAGUUUACUCGAAGCAGCUGUUUUCACCAAAAGUCAAGAGAGACGACAUUUAAUUGCAAGUUUGUAGGGCAGCUCUUAAAUGGGAGUGUAUUAGCGGUUUUGCAUACAUGAGUAAUAAUGAUCUUAAGAGUGUGACGGAAAACUAAGUCUGAUUCUGCAGUUUACUAAAAUAAAUAUUACUGCAAUUGAUUCUUAAAUAAAUUCCAAUACUUUAUAGUCAUUUUUAAGUAUGGAGCCCUGCUAAUGUAAGAAAAAGCAUUGCCAUGUCUUUAUUAAAUAUUCCUGCACAUGCUUGCACUUACAAUUCAUUGAUGUGAAGGUGUACAUGACUGAACAACUCUACUGUAUAACAGCUUUCUUUUGCUGACUAUUGUUUAACUUGUCAGCAGACAGACAGUAGUGUUUUGACAAAGGAAUAUUGAGUUACAUAUACUUUUUUUUUUUUUGUGGAAGGGGCACCAUUUUUGGAGUCAUUUCUUUCUAACCCUAACCUGCAAAGUUUGGUCACUAAUAGAUAUAAAAGAGUGGUCAUAUGUUGGAGCACAAUUUUUAGAUCUUUCAAAUGAUGCACAUUUUGUCUGUAAACAUAGAAAGUGAAAGUGGUGACCUCCGGCAAGUUAAAAGUUUGCCAACCCCUGCCAAUAGGUAUCGUAUGUUGGUUUAAUUAUAUUGCUAACCUAUGUUUUGCACUGAUGACAUGAAAGUAACCUGAUUCUGGCUUUGCAUUUCCACAUAAUUCAUCUGCUUUCAAAUAAAUGGGCUUCAGCCUAACAUUAUUCACUAGCUGAAACACAGAUAUCCAUAUCAACAUCUCAGAGCCUAUAACAGGGAUGAAAAAUACAACAUUAAUAUCCUCUUAUGGAACUUUUUGGACUU